AAAAACAGGGACGCUAAUGGUAUUGAUCCCGCCAUCCUUGCUUCCAGACUCACCCUCUUGCACCCUUCAAGCCGCAUUUGCUAAUAUUUUUGGCAAAAACAUGUAGUUACUAGAAGUAUAAAACAGUGAAACUGCACCGAACUACAAAAAUGGAUAUAAAUGCUAUGACAACAUCGGGACUGUUAGAAUGGGAGUUUUCUCUGCCAUCUGAUCAGAUCAUAUCCCACGGGUGGUACCAUGGUGCGCUGAGUCGUACUGCGGCCGAGAACCUUCUCGAACAAGACAGGGAGUUCCUAGUGAGAGAUUCCUCGUCUCAACCCGAUAACUACGUGCUCAGCUGUAGGUCUAACGGGCAGCAUCUGCAUUUCGUCAUUCAACGGAUUGUCGUCCAUCCCGAAACUGUUUAUGAAAGAUACCAAUACCAAUUCGAAGACGAAGCUUACGAUACCGUCGCGGAUCUCAUCACUUCGUAUGUCGGUUCAGGAAAACCUAUAUCAGCCGCCUCCGGCGCCAGAAUUCAAUAUCCAGCCAAUCGCGUCGUUCCUCUGACUAACUACAUACCUAACGACGACAUCAACUCAGUAAUUUCUCCGGUAGGAGAUAGCUCCGGUCCCUACAGCCUUUACAGCCAUUUUGCGGCAAAACCAGGCCUUCAAUUGCGGGUACCCUUCAAGAAACAGAGAUCUCAUUCUCUCACACCAAUCGACAUAGGUCAACAUAUCAACCACGGCAAGAGUGCAAGUGCCGAUGGGGUAAUACAAGGGCAGGCCAACAAACAUGUGAAGAACUUUUCCGGUGACUCCAAUUCUAGUUCAAGUACAUGGGAUUCUAAUUUACCAACCAGUCCCCCUGCCAAGCCUGCGAGAUACGACGGACCAAAAGCUGACGACCGUCGAUUGGAAAUUCAAAGACUUUAUCAUGUUUCGGGAUCAGAUUCUGGCAAUGGCUCCGGGGACUCCACACAGAGUUCAGCGCACAGUGACCCGAAUAAGUCGAGAAUAGAAUCUGAUUACAAUCUAGUAACGCCCACAAUAAAACAACAAUUCGAUUACGACCUUACCGAAGCGAGAUUAUUACAGUCGGAAAAUUUGGAUUACGUUGUUGACUCCAGGAUCAACCUUGAAAAUUUCCAGUCACAGAUUAUUCCUACAGGUUUGUCAAAACCCUUGGAAUCAGAAACUCUGCAUACUAUAAAACUCUUGUUGCGGACAUCAGGACCCCGUAUUUUGGCAAAUCAUAUGACGAAGGUCGAUUUGCACUUUCUUCUUGAUGAUGCAAUACAAAUUGACGGCUUGGAUAGAACAGCUUCAGGAUUAGAGCUUUGUUUUUUGCCGCAAGGAAGAACUCUUAGGUUAGACGUCAUUGAGAGGAUCGAAACGUUCAGACUCCUGAUAGCGGUGACAAUCUUGACGUGUCAAACAGAUCGGCAGCGAGCAGACACAAUCAAUGACUGGAUACUUUUAGCUGUGGAAACAAAGACUGCUCUUGGAAAUCUUUAUGGGUUCUCAGCCAUCAUGUUUGGAUUGUGUAUGCCACAGGUGGAGUGCCUGGAAAAUGCUUGGAACAUUCUGCGACGCGUGUACACAGAUAACGCUUUCAUGUUUGAAGCGAAACUGCGGCCAUGCUUCAAGAGCAUGAAUGAAGGCACGAACCCGCUCCCUCCGAACACUACAACUCCUUACGUGCUUCCACCAGUAUUAUGCUUCCAUUUGUUCGACGGCGAAGGCAGUGGGCUGUUACCGCCAGACGACACCUUUCCGAGUAGUCUCUUCAACACUCUUGAUUUCGACUUCAACGCGACCGCGGCUCAUCUAGAAGCUGCCAGACAUUUCCCGGACCAAGUGGAAAUGUUCAAACGAAACGCCCGGACUGUUGUCCAAGAAAUGUCUUCCCUAGGGCCUACGUUGGACCCCACGUUGCUAGAACUUUUCAGAGCUGAAUUUCAUAUAAACUUCCUUUGGGGAGAAAGGGGUGCCAUGACAACUCCGAACCAGAGAUUCGCAAGGCUAACAGAUAUUCUGACUGCAAUGGCUAGCAAACUGUCUAGUCAACCUCUAGAAGUAGACGAUGUUGUAUGAACUACCUGAUGAUACUGAUGAUGGACUUGAUAAAAAUGUUGAUUAUAUGUAUUUGUGGAGACGACAUGAAACGUGCUACUUUUUCUGAUACAUCAACGUCAUAUAUCUAAAAAGUAAACAAGUCCACCCCACAUUUUAUAUUUAUCAUAUCAUCAACAUUAUAUUAUUUAAAAGGUUUUUAAUGUUUUGUUUGAGUUUUGUUGUUUGAUGACAUUGACAAACAUUACAUUCAUAUCAUAAUUAUAGUUUCUCAUAAAGUGUGUUGUAUUUAUCUAAUGGUAUAUAUUCCUUUAUUGACACACUAUACUCGUGUAUGUGCUUACAUUUUAACUAUAUAAUACUGAAGACAGAUUCUUUUAUUCGUAGCGCGAUCUUUCUUAUGUAUUGCGAAGCAUAAUAUCGGUAUAAUGUAUGGCUAAACCUUUACACACACGACAAAAUAUAUUCUUGUUUAUUGAAGUGGAAAAUUGUAACAUUCUAAAUCUUCCAGAGAUCUUCAUGUAAAGCCCCCCCCGCCUGGAAAAUGUAUACUAGAUACGCCCAUAUUUAUUUUAAUACUUAGGUGCACUACACACACACGUGUAUCUUAUACAUAAUAUCCUAUUAUUAUAAUAAUUAAAAAUUAUUAACUUGA
Messenger RNA from Plodia interpunctella (Indianmeal moth), 2712 nucleotides. RefSeq lists its product as uncharacterized. Gene Ontology annotation, molecular function: guanyl-nucleotide exchange factor activity; phosphotyrosine residue binding. The record is from RefSeq and is a predicted model, not a curated record. The transcript has 6 exons. The coding region runs from base 150 to 2078 and encodes 642 amino acids. Lineage: Eukaryota; Metazoa; Arthropoda; Insecta; Lepidoptera; Pyralidae. Gene Ontology annotation, biological process: positive regulation of peptidyl-serine phosphorylation; small GTPase-mediated signal transduction.